Pyrus x bretschneideri (Chinese white pear) is the source of this 1085-nucleotide messenger RNA. RefSeq names its product THO complex subunit 4A. NCBI's taxonomy places the organism in Eukaryota, Viridiplantae, Streptophyta, Magnoliopsida, Rosales, Rosaceae. The transcript has 5 exons. Gene Ontology annotation, molecular function: mRNA binding. The record is from RefSeq and is a predicted model, not a curated record. Gene Ontology annotation, cellular component: nucleus. Gene Ontology annotation, biological process: mRNA export from nucleus. Bases 68 to 859 code for a protein of 263 amino acids.
AACCCUAACCCUCUCUCUCUCCACUUUCUCGCUCCUAGGGUUUCGUUUCUUCCCGCUGUCAAACAAUAUGCAGGACCCUCUAAGCAUGUCCCUGGACGACCUCAUCAAGACCAGCAAGAAAUCGGGAUCCGGUAACGCCCGAGGCCGCGGCGGCCGGGGGACCUCCGGACCCGGACCCGCCCGCCGCUUGCCGAAUCGCGGUGCCAAUCGUACGACGCCGUACCCGGCUGCGGCCAAGGCGCCGGAGGCUGCGUGGCAACACGACAUGUAUGGGGAUCUUGGUGCGGCGGCGUACGCGGCUCCAGCCGGAAGAGCAUCGGCUAUCGAAACCGGAACCAAGCUCUACAUCUCCAAUCUCGAUUAUGGCGUUUCCAAUGAGGACAUUAAGGAAUUGUUUUCUGAGGUUGGUGACCUGAAACGUUAUGGAGUACAUUAUGACAGAAGUGGGAGAUCAAAGGGAACUGCAGAUGUAGUUUUCUCACGACGAACGGAUGCUGCAGCGGCUGUUAAAAGAUACAACAAUGUUCAGCUUGAUGGGAAGCCGAUGAAGAUUGAGAUUGUAGGAACGAACAUUGGGACACCUGGAGCCCCACCUGCUUUCCCCCCUGCUGCAAAUGGAAAUUUUGGAAAUCGGAAUGGACCACCCAUGGGGGGACAAAGUAGGGGUGGUGCAUUUGGACGUAUACGCGGUGGCGGUGGCGGCGGCGGUGGCGGGCGUGGUGGCCGUGGUCCUAGAAGGGGCGGUGGUGGACGUGGAAGUGGAAGAGGCCGUGGUGAAAAGGACCAAAAGGUUUCUGCUGAAGAUCUUGAUGCCGAGCUAGAGAAGUACCAUGCAGCAGCAGAAUCAAUGCAAGAGUAAAGUGAAAUCAGCUGUAUGAAGUGUCGGCUUUAUUACAUCUUUUAUGGCUCACUGGUGCUUGGUGAUUUUCUGUAUUUCUAUCAAAACCCAAUUUCCUUGAGAGAUAAAUCAUGCGUAGGAAGAACUUUUAGAAUCUUGCUUAUGUAGUUUGGGCACUUAUUAUGUUUGUUUAGACAUGGGUAUGAGAUAUGUGGGUUAAUGGACAGUUUCAGUACUUUGAACUGAA